UGAAAGGAAGUUGAAUUAUUUUAUCUAUGGUAUUUUGGAAUAGUACUUCCGGGUACAUCCUGUUUAUAAAGGUAAUGAUGAUCAGUUAUAUUGAAUUGUUACAAUAACUCGAAAUGUCAUUAUAGUAUAUUCCCCUUUCGUAGGCAUGUCAAGCGAAGCUGUACUAACCGUACGUUUGGUGCGAUCUUUCGAGCAUUGCAAUUUCAAACCUGUAGUUUUCUGUGGCGUAGAUCUCAAUCAAACAGUGGACGAAUUCAUUGCGCACGUGAGGAAAGUUAUUUCUUCCAAAGAUGGACUCCCUCCCCCCUUCAAGAAAUUUGGAUACGACACACUGAAGAUCAUUCACCAAGCACAUGGUGCAAAGACAAAUGAACUGGUGAUGAGUUUGGAUGAUGAUGACAAGCUAAUACUGAGGCAGGGAACCACCCUCAAAUCAUCAGGAGUAGCCCAUGAGACAGAGCUGGCCUUCUUUCACAAUGAGGAUUAUGAAAGGUUUAAGGCCAACCCUAAAACGUUUUGGUGAGAGACCGCACUCAUGAAAACCAUGUCUGAAGUCAUGAAAGAUGAAGACACUGGUGCAUUCGGAGAUUAUUUUUGAACAUAUAUUUUUUUCCAGAGACCUCUUUCAUGUACAGUAAAAAUAUUUAAUCAUC
Messenger RNA from Brienomyrus brachyistius, 653 nucleotides. It is a transcript of the gene c1h2orf76, whose product is annotated as chromosome 1 C2orf76 homolog. The transcript is spliced from 5 exons. The record is from RefSeq and is a predicted model, not a curated record. The coding region runs from base 146 to 523 and encodes 125 amino acids. Lineage: Eukaryota; Metazoa; Chordata; Actinopteri; Osteoglossiformes; Mormyridae.